Messenger RNA from Lachnellula hyalina, 621 nucleotides. RefSeq lists its product as uncharacterized. The transcript has a single exon. The record is from RefSeq and is a predicted model, not a curated record. NCBI's taxonomy places the organism in Eukaryota, Fungi, Ascomycota, Leotiomycetes, Helotiales, Lachnaceae. Bases 1 to 621 code for a protein of 206 amino acids.
AUGUCUCAAACGGGAGUCACUCCGUCCCCAGACACCCUUCCAUACGCAGCUUUAAAGCGCCAGCUCCUCUCCAAACCCACACCCGUUCUGCCGCCCCCGCCAUCAAGCGCGUCCCCGCCAACAUCCCACGCAAUAUCUUCGCUCUCACUCCACCCAUCCCUCGAAGCAGCUCUGCACCUGCUCAAUGACGACCUGCCGUCAGCGCAUUUUCUGGUGCGCAAAAUGCAGGCUGCGCCGAGAUGGGAGGCAAUGAUGCUGCACGGGAUACUGCACCGCAUUGAAGGUGAUUACGAGAAUACGCGCGCGUGGUAUCGUGAUGUGCAGGAUUCGGAAGUGUUUAGGCUUGCCUGGGGUCGUGAAGACGGUUUGGAGAGAGCGAUGGGCUUUGUGAGGCGGGUGAAGGUGUUGAGGAAGGAGAGGAAAGUAGAGGAUUCCAAGCAGGAGUUGAAGGAAUUGCAAGAUGAGAGUGGGAGGGAGAUUAGGGUUGUGAUGGAGUUUUGUGAGAGGGAGUUUGGGACGGGGAAGGUGGUCGAUGCAAGCGGAGUAUGGGUUCAGGAUGAGAAGUCUAAGGGGAAGGGUAGUGAUAUGGUGAUUGGUGGGGAAGGUUGGAGACAAUUUUGA